Protopterus annectens (West African lungfish) is the source of this 867-nucleotide messenger RNA. It is a transcript of the gene KGD4, whose product is annotated as mitochondrial ribosomal protein S36. The record is from RefSeq and is a predicted model, not a curated record. Bases 139 to 480 code for a protein of 113 amino acids. Gene Ontology annotation, biological process: 2-oxoglutarate metabolic process. The transcript has 4 exons. NCBI's taxonomy places the organism in Eukaryota, Metazoa, Chordata, Ceratodontiformes, Protopteridae.
UCCACCAAUUACGAAUUAGUAUAUGUUCUUGCCCUUGAGUGUGAGAAGUUAUCAGUGUGUGGGCUUCACGGCCAAGUUUUAUGGUGACUAUUGGACUGCAGUAGAAAGAGCGGAAGUACUUCGUUUGUGGGUAUCAGCAUGGGGAGCAAAAUGGCUGCAGGCACCCGAGUGGUGCAAGUUGUAAAGCCUCACGUGCCUUUGAUUAAAUUUCCAGAAAGACUGGUUGGGCCUAGUCAACCCAGUGUACAGGACAAUCUGAGGUUAGUACAGCAGCAGACUCCUGCUGCCACACGCAUCUCACAGAAGCCUACAGCAGUGGUAGAAGAACUGAGACCACCACCUUUACAAAAUGUCCCCAGCAGUAGAACACUGGGUGUAGCCGACAGUGUUGAGUUGGUAAAGAAACUACCUCCUAAAUACCGAAGGAAACCAAUGGAAAAGGAUGAAAUGGAAUAUAUACAGCGUGGUGGUCCUGAGUGAUUAUUUUUCGGUGGAAUCCUUUGUAACCCUUACAAUACAAGAUGGACAUGAACUUUUCUACAUGCUUCGAAAUAAGUAUUACAGUUCUGCACCAUAUACCUUGCACUGUUGAGCAACUAAAAUGUGUGCUGACUGGAAGAAUAAAAGAAUUGUACUUAAAGAAGCCACUGCCUAUGGUAUAAUCAUUUUAAGGGACAGCUAACAGAUUGUACUGGUUGGUGUAUUUUGUGGCAUUUUCAAUUUACAACUUGCCCAACAUUUUUUGGGUGCUGAAUAGAGCUGAUUGAUCUAGCACACUUGUCUAAAGUAUAUAUAAAAUACUUGGCACUUAUUUGUAAGAUUUGUAUAUUAUAAAAUUUGAAGUAAAUAAAGUUAUUUCUGUUUUAA